Helianthus annuus (common sunflower) is the source of this 1472-nucleotide messenger RNA. RefSeq lists its product as uncharacterized. The coding region runs from base 301 to 1323 and encodes 340 amino acids. The transcript is spliced from 4 exons. Lineage: Eukaryota; Viridiplantae; Streptophyta; Magnoliopsida; Asterales; Asteraceae. The record is from RefSeq and is a predicted model, not a curated record. Gene Ontology annotation, molecular function: nucleic acid binding.
GCCCACAAGAACACAAGUGGGCUAAAUGCGUUGACGAACGAUUUCACAUUGAAUCUUCUAACCCUAAAAAAUCUUACCCCCUUUGCAAUCUUCGCCUCAAGAUAACACCACCUCCGAUCAAUCAUCCACUCUCUCUCUUUCGCUCUCUCUCUACAAGUUUAGUUUCUUCUUCUUCUUCUUCUUCUUAAACCUUCUCCCUUCUGGGAUUUAGGAGGAGAGAGAAGAAGAAGAUUCUGUCUUUCUUUCUUACAUACAUGAUAUUAGAUCACAUUUUCUUUCAUUAAUUCAUUCAUUCAUACGAUGGAGCACCAAAAUUCAGUCUCACUAGAGGAUUCUUACGCUUCGAUUCCGGUCGAUCCCUUCUUGGUUGAGGCUCUUCAGAACCCUCGUCAUCGUCUCACCAUUCUUAGAAUGGAACUUGACAUACAAAAAUUCAUCCAAAACACCGAAAAACAACACUUCGAGUUCCAACAUUUCCCAACGUCAUAUCUCCGUCUAGCGGCACAUCGCGUUGCACAACACUACGGUCUUCAAACCAUGGUUCUUGACAACUUUUCAGACGGUCAAGCACCCCGUAUUUUGGUCAAACGGUUAUCCGAAACUAAACAACCCGCAGUCUGCUUAUCAGAAGUACCUGCUAAAUUCUCAGAAAACGAUAAACACAACCAGACCAAAAUCGUGUUGAAACCGAGGCCGAAAUUGUUGUCGGAUGGAAUGAAUGUGGGUAUGAAAUCGAAUUCGGUAAAGACGGUUGAAGAACGAAAAGAGGAUUAUGAUCGGGCCCGGGCCCGUAUUUUUAGCCCGCAGUCGGAGGGUGUACCGUCAAGGACUAAUUCGGAUGGAAAGAGUUCGUGUAAUUUUAGUGGUGAUGAAAAUGACGGGAUUAAUAACCCGGUUAUUGACGGAAGUACUUCUUGUGUAGCGAUUCUUAGAGAUAGGGAGAAGGAUUUAACCGAUCCGGAUUAUGAUCGGAGUUAUGAUCGGUACAUGAGAAACUUGCCUGCAAAUCAAGGGUUUAACUUGUUACCUUUGACGUUACCGAAAUUCCAACCACCAUCCGUCCAAUACGAUCCUGUAAUCCCGCACAUAGGUCAACCCCCAAACGGCCAGAGUCAAACACCCGUUGGCUAUAGGAGCCCGGGUAUAAGCCCAUAUCCGGUUGUUGGAAUGAAUCACAUAUCACGAGAUGCUGUUUACAUGCAAUGGCCAACGCAUUCCAUGAUGUAUGCGCACACGUAUGAUCAGUUUAGACAUGCUGUUAUUCAGCAGGCACCAUUUUGUCAACAGCAGCCUUUAAGUUUCGAUUACUCGCAAAACCGUUAGGCUCACGCUGGAGCUAAAAGAUGGAUCGAUUUUGUUUUGUUUUGUUUUGUACUAGGAAAUCAUCUUGUUCCCUGUUUCAAAAACCUUUGUUUGAUUCAUGUUUUAAUACACUAGUACGGUUAUUAUGGCAAAUUCUAUUAUUCUUUCUA